AUCGGAUAUUGUAAGCCGAAAACGACUGACCCACAGAAGAUAUGAGCGAUGAUUCAGAUGGAUUAUGGACUGGAGAGAUUGAGAAGAGCUUUCAAGAGGCGCUUGCAAUUUAUCCGCCGUGUGGACGGCAAAAAAUUAUGCUCUCAGCGAAGGACAAAAUGUACGGACGAAACGAGCUCAUAUCUCGUUACAUAUAUAUGAAAACGGGAAAAGUAAGGUCGAGAAAACAGGUCGCAAGCCACAUUCAGGUGUUAGCCCGCAAGAAGUUGCGUACGACCUCCGGUAAUAGGCAUUCUGGUGGAUUACUUGGCAGGUUUACCUCCGAGGCUGUUAGUCCUGUUACAUCAAGUUUCCUCCUCUCUCACACCGCUGCACGGAACCACGAGGACAGAAGUCAACGCUCAGUGCAAAAGACAAUGGCUGACAUAAUAUUUCAGCCUAAACAGUCCGGUCUUUGUGCCAGCGCUUACGGUCAGAAUGCUGUCAGCAGUAACGAGCAUUCUCUAGCAAACACAAAUGAAAUUUUCGGUCCUCCUGAACUUAUUCCGGACAGUUCUAGCGUGAAAGCUCCAAAUACCUUACUCAAGUCCUCCCCAGGGCCUUACUUUCAAAGCACGCGAGUGGUUGGAGGUGGCAAUGAGGCCGCGUUGAGUUCGGCCAAAAUGAAGUAUCAGGAUACAUUUACUUGGGAUGUGCCGGGCAUGCUGGAGGCGGGCGGGGACCAGGAGUACGUGUUAAACUUAGCCGAAGGCUGGCAGGCUGAGGAAAAGGACCACAGAUCAUUCGCCACCUCAAAAUCCCAGUGGCCAGGUGAAAUAACUACCCAAGGAGCCCAGAUAAGAUCAGGGAAAACGUAUUCUGCUAUUGAAUUGAUUGAUCCACGAAGCGAUGCCCAUACACUAGAGGAUUAUUUGCCGGUAGAUAGUGAUCAAACAUGUCCAUCCCUAGAGUUCCCAGACAUCCCGUAAGUCCCUUCCUAGGCCAACUCAAAAACCUUGAUAUUUACAGUGACUUACCUUGAAACAAACAUCGUCUCUCGCUUAACUAUUAACCUACGGUAGUUUCAGUACUGAAAUAACACUUGAAAACUGUAAAUAAUAGAGUUAAUUUAGUUGUCCUUUUAGAGAGAUUUGGUUAUAGUAGGUAAGAUUGGGUUAUGAUAGAUUAAGAUUUGGGUUAUGUU
This is a messenger RNA of Dendronephthya gigantea, 1183 nucleotides long. Its product is annotated as transcriptional enhancer factor TEF-3-like. NCBI's taxonomy places the organism in Eukaryota, Metazoa, Cnidaria, Anthozoa, Malacalcyonacea, Nephtheidae. The coding region runs from base 42 to 968 and encodes 308 amino acids. Gene Ontology annotation, biological process: regulation of transcription by RNA polymerase II; embryonic organ development; hippo signaling. Gene Ontology annotation, molecular function: DNA-binding transcription factor activity, RNA polymerase II-specific; RNA polymerase II cis-regulatory region sequence-specific DNA binding. The transcript has 2 exons. Gene Ontology annotation, cellular component: transcription regulator complex. The record is from RefSeq and is a predicted model, not a curated record.